AUGCCGACGAGUAUCUCCUUCGCCGCAGUGGCCUCCUCCGGCUUGGGCGGUGCGACCCAGACUGCGAGCGUUGCAGCCAGCACGACAUCUGCAGCCUCUGUCGUCUGGAGUUCCUCCAACCCGCUCAACAACAACACCUUUAAGACUUAUUUCCUCAUUCCCUACUUCUUCGCCCACGAGCUCUCUUGGCCCAGCUUCAGAUAUGCCUACGUACUCUGGUUCGUCAUCGGCGCAGUGCUCCUCAUCUGGUCCUUGCUCCAUCAGUUCGGCCAUGGCGAUGGCGGCGUCAUAGGCGCCUUCGUGCGCUCCUACACGAUCAGAAGACUCGAUGUCGGCAUCGGAAAGUCCCGGCACCAUGUUCAGCCCUUGGCUCAUCACCUGGCACAAGCGAGCAACGACCGCAAGUCGACGCUCAACAGCCCCACCAGUCCCAUCGUGACCACUCAGGCCCACUUUGACUCGCCUGACCACUAUCCGCCCGCACCUGUCCGGUACAGUCAAGUAGGCGCUCCGGCCGGCAAGAGCAGAGGUAUCAAGCCAAGAAGGUUCCUCUGCCCUACGCUCAGCCAGAUCGUCACACUCGUCAUCAUCACCGUCGUCCUCUUCAGCGUAUCUUAUUUCGGCGACGACUACCUAGCUCCGACAGACUGUGUCCUCAGCGCAGGGGUCUGCAAGCCUGCCAUAUCUUCAGGCCCGCCCAAGUCAACGAUUGCGCCCCAGAAGCGCUCCUUGCUCGAAAAACGCAAGGCCGUCGACACGAGUCUCAACCCCAAUGGCUGGGCGCCUUUUAAUGACCCCUUGUUGACCACUGCUAAUUACCGCAUCGCAAAGAAUUAUUGGACUUCUUCCUCUCGAGUUGGCAUGAUUGCCUAUGCGCUCCUCCCACUCGUCAUCACCCUUGCUGUCAAGCUCUGGCCCUUCAACAUCUUUGCCAUUCCUUUCUUGACCAAUUACGGCUUCGACAAGACGGCUUUCUUCCAUCGCUGGGUUGGCAGGCUCAUCUUUGCGCUCUCGACGGUCCACGUCGGUCUGUGGACGAAGCAGCUCUUGCUCGAUAUUGAUCCCUACGGCAACGCUGUCUUCUAUGACGUAUGGAUCUACUAUCGUUUCAUUGCCGGCGUCGUCGCCUACGUCGCUCUCUGUGCCAUGGUCGUCUUAUCAUUCAACCCACUCAGGAGCCGUUUCUACGAGCUCUUCUACUAUUCACACGUCGCACUAUCUAUUGCUUUUCUCGUCGGCUGCCUCGUACACUUUGAGACACUUCAAUAUUGGGCCAUCGCUGCACUGGCCCUCUGGGGCGGCGAGCGCGCAACUCGCGGUGCCAUCUGGUGCUGGAUCAAUGGACUGGGCAAGCGAUCAAGCAAGGAGCAGACGUGGUCGCCGGCACGCAAAGACAGCGACUUCACAGUACACUCUGUCGAGAAGCAAGGCCGCUCGCCUUAUCAACGUCAUGAUAUGCAGCAAUCUCACUAUGCACUCAACGAGCACGCAGACGUCCCUGCCCCUUAUGCACAAAAGAAUCUGGACUCUGUCUAUGCCUAUGGUGGUGCGAACAUGCCAUCAACGCCAAAUGGCGCAAGGCCAGGCCUCACCCCCAUGCACAGCGUCUCGCACUCGACAUUCAAUUUGGGCCAUACUCUGCAAUCCUCGACAGAUUCGAGUCUGUUGCCUGUUCGGCCCGGACCUAUCCGUCCUCCUCCCGGAUAUGCUUACGCUCAGCUCUUGCCGGGUCGCACGAUCAGGCUGACCCUUCGCACACCUCGCAAGGUGUCUUGGGCGCCCGGCCAGAACUGCCUUCUGACGGUGCCGAGUAUUGCCUUCUGGCAGUCGCAUCCGUACACGAUGGCCAAUGCAAUCUCGAGCCAGAAUGCAGAUCAGACAGAUCUCAUCUUCUUGAUCAGGACGCGCCAAGGCUUUACGAAAGAUCUGUGGAAUUCUAUCGUGGCCAAACGACGACAGAAGGAAGCUCAGCCGGGCACCUACGACCUCACGCAGGGCGUGAUGAUACGUGCACAAGUCAGUAACGCGCUCGGCUCAGCUUCACGAGCACGUUGGGCGGACUACAGCUCUGCGAUCAUCUAUUGUGGCGGGUCGGGCGUCAGCUUUGGCUUGUCAGUUCUCGAGCAUCUCUGUCAACAGAUGGCGUUGCGUGACGCUGCUGCUCGUCGCGGUGCAUCGACGAACUUCAAGCUCGAACGUGUCAGAUUCGUGUGGAUCUUGCGCGAGUAUGCUCACUUGUCAUGGAUCGCGCCCCAACUGCGAAAAUGUCUCGACAUGUGUCCGCCGUCCCAACUUCAAGUCGAUCUCUUCGUCACGCGUGAUGCUGUCAAGAGUGUGACAGCCUCUACGCAGCCUGAGCAGCUGCGACCGCCGCCAUCUCUCAACCCAGACGGCAGGCCUUCGCUCGUCUCUGUCGAGACGAGUGCGACGCAAGCUAGCUACGAUGCAGAAGCUGGCGGUAUCUAUGACAUGUAUCAAGAAGACGAAGACGCAACAGAAUUUGUACUCUUCGAAGGAGAGGAAGAUGUGCGUACAACAGGCGAAGCAAAGGUAUCUGCGACAGUACGUAAGGAAGGACGACUGCGUCGGGCACGAUCUCGCAUCUCGCGCGGUCUCGCGCCUGGCAGAUCAGAAGCACUCGCACCCUUGACCCAUCCACCAGCGCGCAAGUCGUCUUAUAAGCAUGCGCCAUCCGCGUCGCAGAGCAGUCUCGCGCCCUCGUACAACGCUGAGUCGCGGAGACCGAGUUCUGGCAACGUUUCGAUGAUGUCCGCGGCUGUCGAGCAAGAUUCGAGCUUCGAGAAGUCUGACUUUUACGAUCGCUCCUUGUAUGCCUCGAGCACACAGAACAUCCUGGGCAGCAUGCAGCAUCUCUCACCGUUCCGUGAUGAACACGAAGACAUCUAUCUCGACGUAGGAGCAGCGGACAAGGAAGAUCUCGAUAUCAUCGCCGAGCUAGCUCGGUCUGGCAAGCCGCGACUCGAGCAGAUUGCGGAUCAAGAAGUCAGACGGGCCAGCGGGAAGAUCGUCGUUGCUUCUUGUGGACCGACGGCACUCAACGCUCAGGUCCGCCGACUGGUCGCAGAUCGCAUCAGUCCGCGCAAGAUCUGGCAAGGCGACCAAUCUGGCCAGAUUGUACACGUUUGCGAGGUCAGUAUCCCUCUGAUGAAGGAUGAUCUUGGCUGA
Molecule: messenger RNA, 3186 nt
Organism: Mixia osmundae IAM 14324
Lineage: Eukaryota; Fungi; Basidiomycota; Mixiomycetes; Mixiales; Mixiaceae
Exons: 4
Coding region: 1-3186 (1061 amino acids)
Biological process (GO): iron ion transport; copper ion import; intracellular iron ion homeostasis
Cellular component (GO): plasma membrane
Molecular function (GO): ferric-chelate reductase activity
Source: RefSeq, a predicted model, not a curated record